This is a messenger RNA of Rhipicephalus sanguineus (brown dog tick), 4578 nucleotides long. RefSeq names its product neuropeptide CCHamide-1 receptor. The record is from RefSeq and is a predicted model, not a curated record. Gene Ontology annotation, molecular function: neuropeptide Y receptor activity. Bases 258 to 1490 code for a protein of 410 amino acids. The transcript is spliced from 2 exons. Gene Ontology annotation, cellular component: membrane. Gene Ontology annotation, biological process: G protein-coupled receptor signaling pathway. Lineage: Eukaryota; Metazoa; Arthropoda; Arachnida; Ixodida; Ixodidae.
UUCAGGAUCGGGGUUGGACGAGGCCCUUGUGGGGGGGCCACUACGGUGUUGAACGAACGACACGUGCGGAUGAGUUGUUUUGCCGAGGAGCGUGGACGUGCAUGUGCGCGCGUGUGACGGUGAAGCUGCGCCGCCGAACUCUAGCCGAAGACUGCGUCCUUCCAGCAUGCCACGACCUCCGAGGUCUUGCCGCAUGUACCUGUGCUUAGGUGCAAUCUGACCUGGACCGAGUACCUGCUGCCUGGAGAGUCCAGCGCAUGGCCGACGUACCUGAGAGCUACGACAUGCUGUCGACGUCCACAUUGGGCCCGAUGGUGGCCAACGUGACGUCCAUGACGUUACGGGUCACCAGGGACCAAUCAGUGUCGCGCAUCUACAGCAACAGCACGCCUGCUUCUCACCUCAACCUGACCACGGGUCACGGUGAUUCCGAAGAGUUCGUGCCAUAUGAGCAAAGGCUAGAGACAUACGUGGUGCCCACGCUUUUCGCCUUCAUAUUCCUCGUCGGGCUACUCGGCAACGGAACGCUGAUCCUCGUGUUCAUUCGGAACCGGACAAUGCGCAGUGUUCCCAACAUCUACAUCAUGAGUCUCUCUCUGGGCGACUUCAUCGUCAUCGCCGGCACUGUGCCGUUCAUCAGCACCAUCUACAUUCUAGACUCGUGGCCCUACGGGCUUUUCCUCUGCAAGCUGAGCGAGUUCCUUCGGGACGUGUCCAUCAGCGUGACCGUGUUGACGCUCACUGUGCUUAGCAUAGACCGGUACGUGGCCAUCGCUAUGCCGCUUCUCAACCACAAAGGUCGUCGACACACAAGACGAACUAUUACCAUCAUGCUUACGGUGGCGGUGUGGAUGGUCGCCGUACUGUUGGCAAUACCAGGAGCCCACUUUUCGUUCGUAAUGGAAGUGGAGGCCACUCCCGAGCUGAAAUACAGUGUGUGCUACCCGUUUCCGCCUGAGAUGUGGCCUUGGUACCCGAAGCUCAUGGUGCUCAUGAAGUUCCUAGUCCAGUACUUGCUGCCGCUGGCGAUAAUCGGCACGUUCUACGGUCUCAUGGCCCGCCAGCUGAUUCGCACGUCCCGCGCUAACCUGACGCAGCCUGGCUGUGGCGGAGUGGCGCAGCUCAAGCAGAUGAAAGCACGCGUCAAGGUGGCCAAGAUCGCCCUGGCUUUUGUCAUCCUCUUCGCCGUGUGCUUUUUCCCAAACCACGUGUUCAUGAUGUGGUACUAUUUCGCACCCGACGCUCCGUCGCACUACAACAGCUUCUGGCACGUCUGGAAGAUCAUGGGCUACGUGAUGACGUUCGUCAACUCGUGCUUGAACCCCAUCGCCCUGUACCUGGUCAGCGGAGUGUUCCGCAACCAUUUCAAGCACUACCUCUUCUGUAGCCGACGUGCGGCCAGCGGUGCCCACUCGCGCAACAAUUCCUAUUCUUUCCGCACAAUUCACAGCUCCAGCAUGUCCAAGUGUACGGCGUCCACGAAGAUCUGACGAAUGACCUGCCUCCGAAGGAGAGCAAAGGUCAAAUGCCAUGGUCAAAACGGGCUUCAUGCCAUCGAUGAACCGGAGUUUAGGUCCGUUUCUGAGAGAACCUUUUAGAUCUGCCUGCGUUCACCACCACCAGACAUUCCACGAGUAUGCGCCUGCGACAUUUGGCUCCCUAACGACCACUACUUGUCACGUGCUUUCGGAAUGCUACCAGUGCACGGCAACUCUAAUAAGGGCACAAACAACUUGUUUAACAGUCAGGCCACUACCAUCUAUUUGGAACUGAUGGUGCUUGUUCAAGAAGACUGUGCGUGGUUUGUGGUUUCACUGAGAGUCUUUUGUGUACUGCAAGUGCUCUGAUGCCUUGUAAUGGUGCACUGAAGGCUUGCCGAACAAUGAUUGGUGCAAAGAGGUACCAAAGGCGCCCGUUACGCGUUUCAGUGGUACCUAUUACUACGUGAUGCAUGUUGUACAUUAGUGUCAUUGUGGUGUGACAGUGAUCAGGUACAUGCCAUUAUAAACUGGCUUUCCCCGAUUCGCCGAUUCCUAAAGUAGGUUUAUGGGAACCUGUAAGACAUUCUCAUGUACAUAAUGUUCAUCUUUAGCAGUGUUCGAUGAGUAUUGCGUAUUUAACGUGUGCGCGUUGAUGAAAUGUACGAAAAAAAAAUCUUCACUAUGGAUCUCCUGUUCAGGUGCGCAUUGUGUUCUCUUAAGUGAAGCAAAAAAAAAAGCGAAUAUUUGUCUUACCACUUCGCUUUUUGUGUACCGAAGCCAGGAAUGGCAUGCGACCUCAAUGGGACCAAUUUAUCCCUGACUGUACGUUUGAUGCUGUUGCAGCUAAAGAACAGAAUGUUUAUGAGCGAAUGACGUGAGUGCAUUUCGGGGUUGAUCAUGAACGAACCUUCGGAAUUGCAUUUGAAUCAUCGAUCAUGCAGUCGUCUCUGUGUAAAUAUCGGCGAGAGUCUACGUAAACGUAACAUAGAUACACGCGAUUACUUUAUUUCACAGUCGCCAUAACGGUCGUGCCAUUUUUAUUGAAACUAUAUUACUUGCUGUCAGAGGAGAAAACCUUUUAAACAGACCCUAAAAAAUUGUCAGAAUUAGCUUCACAAUGCAAACAUGUUGAGGGGAAUGCAUGUAAGGCCCCUCUAAAAGCAAGCUAAGGUAUGUGCACACCCACAAACAUAUAUGUACUGCUUGUAUAUGCACCCACAGACCGCCAGGCAUAGCUUUCGAAACAUUACCACGUCUAAAAAAGAAACUAAUAAUUGUAGGCUUUCUUGUCAGAAGUAUGAGAUGUAAAACCCUUGCCACGGGAUCUUUAAAGGGACACUAAAGAGAAACAAUGGAUCGGUUUAGAUUGAUAAAUUGUACUUUGAGAACUAUAAUGUCGUUAAUUUCACCAUCAUCGGUGCAUUAAUAAAGGAGAAAAGGAAGUUCAAAGAUUGAAUUUUAAAUUUCGCGCCAAAAUCUUCACGCGUGACGUCACGAAUUUCAAAGCGUACUUAUCCUAUAUUGGAGCCAUUGGCUCAACAAAAUUUCCUAAAACUUGGUAUGUUAACUACAUGGCCCCCUCAGAGGACAGUGUACUUCAUUUUUACCGUUUAGGAACUACGUAGGCCCUAGUAGGCGCCGUCAAAAUAUGUGACGUCACGGCGAAUGGUGCGGAAUCUUCAAGGUGGCGUCGCCACCCACAUUUCCUUUUUGCGCGAUUUCACGCUUAUAAAGGUGUUCUCGUAGAAAGCGUAGUGUUUCUGGUCCCGUGGAAGAGUAGUUCACUAAUACGAGAAAAAUCGUUUUGCUCUUUAGUGUCCCUUUAAGAUAUUAUUGAUAAAUUAUUUAUUACCAUCAUUUCCUAGUGCGGAAAAUCUGCUGCUAUUAAUUGUUGUCUAAGUGAGCCUUAAGAGUGGAUGAUGCAGCUCAUUGAGAAGCGUAUCACUAUGUCCGCCGGACGAUCAAUCGUACUACGAAACGAAGAUCUUAAAUGCGUACUUACCGUACCAUUCGGCCAUUUCGCAAUACUUUCUUCUGAGGACACUGACACUGAUCAUUCGAAUUUGAAACUUUCGUGAUGUACAACUGAUACGGGAGUGAACAUUGUCGACCUGCUAACGAAGGUGACGUCCAAAAUUGUUUCAGUGAGUUCUCUAGGAUUUGUGAAGAAUAAUAUUACAGGAUGCGCUUAGGUAUUAUGCCGAAGGUAGCAUACGUAUGCUAUAAAUGAAUAUGUUUCCGAAGCUACUUAAUAUCCUCGCGUCUUGCACGUUCUUAGUAGCGCUUGUAGUUUCGUAAGGCACCACUGUUACGGAACGUGAGGGAAGACGUUCAAGGAUAACUGUCUCUUUUGAAUAUAUUUACUUAAGGCUUUGAAGUCGGGAACACGCAGCACCGUUGUCUUGAGAGUUAGCGGCCCGGACUUAAGUGGCUCAUGAAAAGUCAUACUCCAUUAUUACAGUCCCAUUGCGAAUCUGACGACGCUUCGCACAACAUAAGCUGGGCGUCAGUACGUCUGGUUAAGGAAAUGUACGAGACUUUUCCGAAGCGUUCGGACAAGAAUCUGCAGUCGCGUCAGCCAUUAGAGCAGGCAUUCACGCCUUCAAGUUUAUUGUGGCAAGAGUGUUUAAACCUUCGCUAUCAAUUCAAAAAAUAUUUUGUGACUCUCUUCCCGAACGCAUCCUGAAUUGUUGUAACCUUCAAGAGAUCUCAUUGUUCUGCUCACUAGUUGCGUCAUCAUUACGCUAUAGGCCUUUUCUUGCGGUGCUUGAGUGUCGAAUGACGAGCGGGCCAACGUGAUCUAAUCGAAUAUCCCUUCACAGAGCCAGAAAAUGUACAAGAUGUGUUAUUCGCCGCUUUCCCUUUCGUCGCGAGUCACUUACAGGUAUUUUCGAAGUGCGGGGCCUGCCGCGGCAGUCAUGACCUGAGAUUCGUCGUUCACUGUGGUUCUUUGACGUGUGAAUUGUGUUUGUAACAGUAAGAACGUGUUCAGUGUAUUUAAGCUCUGUAUUCUUCGUGACAUUUUCAGCAUUAAGCAUGUACAUAGUUAUUUAUGCGACAAAUACUGUGUCAGUUCUGUGUGACCUAUAUAACCCCC